UAGUCCAUUCCUGGGUUAAUCAGCGACUCCCGUCCAGUCCUCCCCCGUGUGCUUCUGCCUCCCCGUCCCACCCCCUUCUCUUCUCCUGCGCCAACAACGCCAGGCAGGAUACUCCCUUGUCGUCUCGGUCGGUGACGCGAGCGAAUCGCGUGGUGCUAGGGGCAGGAGGAGUUAGUCCGGCCGGGGGUAGCGCCCGCCGCAGGUGCAUGGUGGAAGCCGCCGCAGGACGCCGGUCGGGCACCAGCCGUCGGCGGCCUAGCGGCGGAGGGGAGCAGCAGCGCCUGGUCGCCGUCGCGCUUGCGGCGCACGUCGUCAUGGUCACGUCCGCCCCCGCCGCGGGGGCCGCUGGGGAAGGAGGAGGAGGCGCCGGCGCCGGCGGGCGGUGCCUCGAGGACCUCCUCGGCUGCCUGCUCGGCGUGCUCCGCGCGCUCGGCGUCCCGUGGGCCGCGCCGCGCCCGCAGAGGCAGCCGCGCCCGGUGCCGCCGCGCGGGGGGGCCGUCCCGGCGCCGGCGGACGUCCGGCGCUUCGCGGCGGAGCUGAGGCGGAUCCCCGGCCGGAUCGCCAGCAAUGGCGCCUGCUCUGUCGCGUCGCUGUACACGAUGCAGGGGAAGAAGGGCGUGAACCAGGACGCGAUGGUCGUCUGGGAGAACUUCUGUUCAAGAGAUGAUACCAUCUUUUGUGGUGUGUUUGAUGGUCAUGGACCUUAUGGCCAUUUGGUUGCUAAGAGAGUGAGAGAUCUUCUUCCUGUAAAGCUUGGAGCGGAUUUGGGCACAGAUGAGGCUAGAGAGACAUCCACUACCAACAUGAAAAGCAACACAAAUCAAGCAGGUCUACCUGUAAACCCAGAGAGAACAAAAACUACCAGUACCACUUCCACUGGAGCUGAGCAGAAUGGGGAACACCCCGAGAUCUUCACAACAUUGAGAACUUCAUUCUUGCGAGCUUUUCACAUAAUGGACAGGGAUCUGAAAUUACAUAAAAAUAUCGACUGUUUCUUCAGUGGAACAACUGCAGUGGCAGUGCUCAAACAGGGGCACAAUCUUAUAAUAGGCAACUUGGGGGACUCAAGAGCUGUCUUAGGCACUAGAAACGAAGAUCAUCAGCUCAUUGCUGUACAAUUGACAGUUGAUCUCAAACCUAACAUUCCAAGUGAAGCGCAGCGAAUCAGGCAACGCAGGGGCAGAAUAUUUGCACUUCCUGAGGAGCCAGAGGUUGCUCGUGUUUGGCUUCCGAAGUACAAUUCACCUGGUUUAGCCAUGGCAAGGGCAUUCGGAGACUUCUGUCUAAAGGAGUAUGGUCUAAUUUCUAUGCCUGAUGUCUUCUGUCACCAUGUCACAGAAAAGGAUGAAUUUAUCGUGUUGGCGACUGAUGGGGUGUGGGAUGUGCUGUCAAACACCGAAGUUGUUAGCAUCGUCAAAAGAGCCACUUCUCGGGCUUCUGCAGCACGCUGCGUGGUUGAAUCAGCUAACCUUGCCUGGCGUACGAGGUAUCCCACAUCUAAAGUUGAUGAUUGUGCUGUCGUCUGUCUCUUCCUGAAUACACAUGAUGCAAAUGAAACAUCUAGUUCCGCAGCCAACAAUUUGGCAAGUGAUGUUGAAGUUAGUGGUGAUCAGCACUCAACAAGUGUCCAACUGAGCACUGGAGUAUCCGAUGCCGUUACUGCACUGGUGAAAGACAAAGAUGAGCUGUCUGUUAUUGACGCAGUCGCAAAACCGGCCACCAUCUCAGAUUUGACGAACGAUGUUUCAGGCGCUAAGGAAAGCAUCAUGUGAGCUUUCCAUCUUUCCUGUGAUUGGACAUCUGUUGGACGGCGAUUUGUGCUGUGUGGAUGGUGUGCGCCCAUUCAAAAUUCCGAGACUGAUCCCUGUUUUUAUGAGCGUGUCGGAAUUCGCUGCUUGCUAUUUUCUGCAUGCAAGUGUGAGUAGGGUUUAAGUUUUUUGCCUUUUGUAAGUAUGAUGUCAGUUUUAGCGUGAUCUGCUGUAUUUCUUUGUAAUAGUUUUGGUCUUGUCAUUGUUGACCUAUGAUGAUAAUCAUAGUAUCCAUAUAGGAAGAAGCCUUUUAAGUUUUCACCCUUUGGAAAUAUUCAUUCGAUUUACGUUCA
Messenger RNA from Brachypodium distachyon (stiff brome), 2101 nucleotides. Its product is annotated as probable protein phosphatase 2C 14. The transcript is spliced from 5 exons. The coding region runs from base 207 to 1772 and encodes 521 amino acids. Gene Ontology annotation, molecular function: protein serine/threonine phosphatase activity. The record is from RefSeq and is a predicted model, not a curated record. Lineage: Eukaryota; Viridiplantae; Streptophyta; Magnoliopsida; Poales; Poaceae. Gene Ontology annotation, biological process: protein dephosphorylation.